Molecule: messenger RNA, 2204 nt
Organism: Paramuricea clavata
Lineage: Eukaryota; Metazoa; Cnidaria; Anthozoa; Malacalcyonacea; Plexauridae
Source: the annotation of a GenBank genome assembly
UGGCGUCUUCAUAAUCGAGCAGUCAUAAUUUCAUAUUAUCCCACAGGUUUGAGCAAUGAGCAGUAUUGGAAGUCAGUCUCAGUCCAACCGACCAGCCUUAUUCCCAGUGGAAUGGCCGCUGACCCAGAUCAAUGCAGGCAACAAAAGACAACCCAUAGCCCGCAACGAGCUAACACCCAAGCCCAAACGUAGAAAAGCAGAACACUCUAAUACCCUGACGCGCAACCAAUUGUCCAAAACAACCGCUGAACACUACACACAGACUGACAACAAACCAACCGCAAGGGAACUGGGAACUAAUGCCCAGUGUCAUAACCGAGGGACUUCCAUCAGUGACGUCAAAUACGAGCCCGCAACACCGACCGCUGUCCCUAAUAUUUUUAAAUCUCUCGAUCACGAUGAGGCAAGCUGGUUAGUGGAGGAGGUCAAUGAAGCGAACAAGAGUAUUUUUGGAGCAGAGAAAACGGCUGAGAAAUUAAAGGAAGGCGAUGAAGAGCUCGACAGAAAGAAAACAUCGCUGAGUGCUCUGAAGUAAGUUCGAGAGACUUUGUUAAUAUUAAAGACUGGUUUACACUAUCAAAGUUUCUGUGAUCACAGUAGGAAUUUUGAAUUGGCAAAGUUUUUGAAGGAUUUGUAAGAAGUGUUUGAGGGAACUGAUUCAGUGUUAAAAACUACGUCAUUUGCCGCAAACAUUUCUUACAAAUCCUUGAAAACUUAGAAUUUACCUAUGCAAAAUUCCUACUGUGAUCACAGAAACUUUGAACCAGCCUUAACUUAAACUGUACUGGAUAACUGCUGAAGUGCUCUCCCUUGAACGAGCUUGAUCAGGGCAGUCGAGCCGUCACUGCAGGAGGAAACUUAAAUUCAAUCAAAGCUAGCUAUUUAUACUGGAAAGCUGUGUUAUCUCUAAACUGUUCUCUUGGCUAGAUGUCAGUGAGGGUCACGCCUAAUAACGGAAUUUGAAAGAAAUAAAAUUGGUAUCAGACCCUCGUGUUGAAAUGUUACAUGAAGUAGUCACAGAUACAAACAUGACUUUAACUUCAAAAACUCAUUAAUAAUUCAUGAAGCAAUUAUCCAAUCUUGAGUAAGAAAUUAGUCACGUGCAUACGUCUUUAUACCAGCUAAAGAACACUUUAAAAAAAGACCAUUGUUAUGCAAACUAUAGAAAGAUUUUUAUAUAAAGAUUUUUAUAUAAAGAUUUGACUUAUUAUGCAAACGUUUUUGAAGCCAUUUAAAAAACUCGCAGGUCGUGUUUUAAUAGGUCUAAAGCCACUCGCGCUGCGCGCUCGUGGCUUUAAACCUAAUAAAACACUCCUGCUCGUUUAUUAAACAGUACUUAAUGUAUAAAAUUAUUUUUCUAGAAAUCUACUAAACGACUUGAGAAGAAACAUAAAAUAUCCUGACGAGGACACAGCGAAAGACUUGGACACAUUAGACGAAGUUUCUGCCAACUUCGGCGUAAGAAAUAUGGUCAAUUGUCUUGGCUUACUGGACAAUUAUUUUUGCGAGUUGCAGAAGCAACUUGAAAACUGAGAGUCUACUUGAUUUGUGAUCCAGUGUAAGGUAGCACUAUGUGUUAGUGACAGAAUAGUUUUAUAUAUUGUGCUGCAAAGCAGUUGUAAGGUAUAGUGUUGGUAGUGUAAUGUGUAGUUUUAGUACUAUGCCUGAUAGUAUGUACAGAACAAAUGCAAAGCAUAUAGUUUAAAAAUAAGGUAAUAGUUUCCAAAGCACAUAGUGUAUUCAUGGCUUGAGUGCAUGCAUAAUGCAUUCACAAACGUUCAAAUGAUGCAGUGUAGUUGUAAGGCACCAUUUAUCAAGGUAGAUAUGUUUUAUAGAUUUCAAGCAAAUGUUUUAUUAUCCAGAUUUUAUAAUCUCGGGUGAAAUCAGUAAAUAAACUUGUAUUCAUUCAAAACUCUGAUUUUUGUGUCGUUUUUAUGCAAGACCGUGGGUGGUGGUGGGUGGGUGCAAAGGGGGAUUUAUGGGGCAAUUCACACUUCUAUUAUCUAUAUGUACGGUUACCAGCUUUUACUUAAAGUACGAUUAACCCCAAAUACGUUUUUUUGCAUGUGCAAUAUUUUGGGUCAUUUGAAGAAAUGUAAUAUAUCUUUAUAAUAAAAAAUCCCAUCUUGAUCAACUUUUUCACUGUCAAAGUUUCCGGAUAUGAUGUCAUUAGGUGAAUUGCAAAUUAGUUUUCCUUUGUUUUU